AUGGCCGGCCACGGGAGGAUGCGGGCCACGGUUCCGAGUUCCCAAGUUUCGCAGCGCCUUUCUGGCGCAUGCUACGUUGCUCCCUGUCGCGACACCUCAUGCAAAAAGGCUCAUCGUCGGUCAGUCGCCAUGACACGGGGUCACGUUCAAAGUGGUGGAACGUGUUCGUGCCAUAAAAAUGCAAUUAGAACGUCGCUUAAUUUCCUCGAGCGAAAAAUGAUCAUUAGCCGCGUCAUCGCCAAAGUGGGUUAUGGAAAGGAAGCCGCGCUACGGGUGUCGACGCCGCCCCGCGUUGCAGUUGAGGUCAAGAGAGACGAGAUGCGCUCACACGUCACCGGCAUGCAUCCAAGGGUUUAA
This is a messenger RNA of Soboliphyme baturini, 357 nucleotides long. The record is from the annotation of a GenBank genome assembly. NCBI's taxonomy places the organism in Eukaryota, Metazoa, Nematoda, Enoplea, Dioctophymatida, Soboliphymatidae.